Molecule: messenger RNA, 2068 nt
Organism: Dermacentor silvarum
Lineage: Eukaryota; Metazoa; Arthropoda; Arachnida; Ixodida; Ixodidae
Product: myb/SANT-like DNA-binding domain-containing protein 1
Exons: 7
Coding region: 864-1862 (332 amino acids)
Biological process (GO): positive regulation of DNA-templated transcription
Cellular component (GO): nuclear body
Source: RefSeq, a predicted model, not a curated record
AGCGAACGAGGAAAAGUGUUGGAAAUUUUGUCACGAGCGAGUUCGAAACACGAGCGAGUUGGCAGUGGAUUCGAGGAAUUCUCACUGCACAGUUGUCUUUGAGAAGCGACUGGGCACUUCGCCAUAAUAAGUGAAUCACAAGCUUACGGUAUUCACGAUCCUUUCACUCUAGAUAAGAGGCAUCGCUAUUGCCACGAAUAACAUCUAAGUGCAAAUCAGUUCUAUGAGCAAGCUUUAGAUUCAAGGCAACCGCCCAUUAGCUAAUCUGGGUGCCAACACGCUGAAAUGUCCCAACUUUUUCCUUUCCUACCACAACAAAAAUAUCGAUGGCAGUUUGAAAGAGCAGAUGUUAGUCGUGAACCGGAGAUGCAGCCCCCCAGAGCAGCAUAUAUACAAACACUUGGCUCGCGGUAUUGUUCCUUCUCAGCACUGCCAUUUCGUCACUUAUCAUUGCAGGACAUCACAAUAGCUCCAGCGCACAUCAGAAUCGUAUUCCGGCGCUUCACUAUCUCAUUUCUUUGUGGUUCUUACUUGGCUUUCAAUUCUUGAACUUCUUUUUUCCAAGAAUCACCGCCUCGUUUGCGCAGAAUAUACGACUGUCUGGUCAGUCGGCAGCUCAUCGCCACGAAGGCGUUCGUCAGCAAUGACAUUCGCGCCGUGAAAUGACAUUUUCCUGCGCGUCUAUGCUCUCCUGGCAAAUGUCAUUUGCCGACGUCGCAGUCGGCGCACAAUUACCGUCUCCCGAAUCCCGAGGCGACUCAAUGUCCUCUAGGUGGCCGCGACAUGCACGUCGUUAGCGAAGGUUGACUAUACCCGGAGCUUAAGGCCGCACCUGAACGUUGCCCGCAAGCGCAACCUGCAGUAUGACGGCGGCCUAUACGGAAGCUGCCUGCGCCCUUGACUGGUGCCUCGAUGCCCUCCUCGCCCACCGCUCCCCUUCCACUGCACAGGGUCUGCCACCAGCAGCCACCCUGGCUUCCAAGGCUCCUCGUGUAGCCUGGUCUGACCGGGAGACGAUGGUGCUCAUUGACUUGUGGGAGGAGCACUUUGAUGACCUGCGGCGGCAGAAGCGCAAUGGGGCCGUGUACCUGGAGAUUGCCCGCAGACUGCGAGCAAGCGGCUACAUCAAAAACAAGAAGCAGGUGCACUCCAAGAUAGAGAACAUGACCCAGAUGUACAGGAAGUGGACGAAGCAGGGUGUGACUGAGUCAAGCCUGCCUAGUUGGCCUUUCUAUUGGGCCAUCCACCGAUUCAUGCAGAAGGUCAAGCCAAAGGUCAUUACAAAUAGGACACUCCAGAGUCCUAUGCCAGUGCAGCAUGAACAGCAAGUGCAGAAGAAGAUCAACGAGGAAGCUGUACUUUCCAAGCCUACUGAAACCCAGCAGCUGUUGGCUGACACACAGUCAGCACCUGCCGAUCUUCAUUGCCAACCUGGUAUUCGUCUGAAGGAGGAGCCACCUGACGAUGCCAGCGGAGGGAUGAGGAACAGGACUGCGUCAGAUGCAUCUUCAGAGAGCGUGUCCUGGCCAGCCCAGCAGGAGAGCAAUAUUGAAAUCUCGACCCACCUCAGACACGGCCAGGAACACGGACUGCCAUUGGCUUCGCAGCUCAGUGAAACUACAUCAUUAGGCACUGACGACAUUCUGCAGAAAAUCCUUGACGAGCAGAGGCAGCUCCGGUUGAGCAUUGAUGAGUCCAACCGACGCAAGCAUGAGCUUUUACUCAGGCAGACACGGCUGCAGGAACGUGCCACUGAGGCACUUGUCCAGAUCGCAGCUGCCAUCACAUCAUGCAUUAAAGCACCAUCGUUCUCACCAUAUAUAGCCCUGUGUAGUGUGGCUCCCUUCCUCACAUUCAUUUGAAGAGGACACUGACUUUCAACUAAGCAGUUACCAAAGUCUGAGAAAACCAUUUAAAACACAAGGCUGCAGGCAAGAAUUUCACUAGUGUAAAAAUGUGCAAGAUAGCAUUGCGUGUUCAUACCCCUAGUUUCUAUAAUUGUCUGCAAAUACGAAAAUAAAAAUACUGUGCAUGUGAUUGCACUGUCAAAUUCCAAACAAAGAAGCAU